Molecule: messenger RNA, 1225 nt
Organism: Arabidopsis arenosa
Lineage: Eukaryota; Viridiplantae; Streptophyta; Magnoliopsida; Brassicales; Brassicaceae
Source: the annotation of a GenBank genome assembly
GAUUUAUAGCAGAGGAAAGUGAAUUCAUGAAAGGGAUUCUAGGGUUUGAAUACGGGAUAGUUCAGGCGCCAUUAGGACCAGAUAUCUCCGGACCAGAGCUUGUAGCCGCCGUCGCUAAUGCCGGAGGGAUUGGUCUUCUCAGAUGUCCUGAUUGGGAGUGUCCUGAUUACUUGAGAGAGCUUAUAAGGAAGACAAAGACAUUGACAGACAAACCAUUUGGGAUCGGUGUUGUUCUUGCGUUUCCUCAUGAUUUGAACAUUAAGGCAAUCUUAGAAGAGAAAGUUGCUGUGUUGCAGCUUUAUUGGGGUGAUUGUUCACAGGAGCUUGUGGAUGAUGCUCACCGUGCCGGUCUCAAAGUUGUUCCUCAGGUGGGGAAUGUCGAAGAAGCUAGAAAGGCUGUUGCUGUAGGAGUAGACGCCAUUAUUGUCCAAGGGCAUGAAGCAGGUGGGCAUGUUAUUGGCAAGGAUGGUCUCUUUUCAUUGUUGCCAAGAGUGGUGGAUUUAGUUGGGGAACGCGAUAUUCCCGUUAUCGCUGCCGGAGGAAUUGUGGAUGCACGCGGUUAUGUCGCAGCCUUGUCACUUGGUGCUCAAGGGGUCUGUCUAGGCACAAGAUUUGUGGCGACUCAUGAAAGCUAUGCACACCCAAUAUACAAAAGGAAGUUGAUUGAAUAUGAAAAAACAGAAUACACAGAUGUGUUUGGAAGAGCAAGGUGGCCUGGUGCGCCUCAUCGUGUUCUGGAGACACCUUUCUUUGAUGACUGGAGGUCUCUUCCGGCUGGUGAGAAUGAAGUUAACCAACCUAUUAUUGGACGUUCCACCAUACAUGGCGUUGAAAAGGAGAUAAGAAGAUUUUCAGGAACAGUACCAAACAUGACGACAACGGGCGACUUAGAGAGUAUGGCUAUGUAUGCAGGCCAAAGCGUAGGCCUUAUCAAGGAGAUUUUACCGGCUGGAGAGGUAGUGAAAAGUCUUGUGGAAGAAGCUCAGGCUCUGAUUCUCCAAAAGUUCAACAAUGCUACUACAUGAUGCAGUGCAGCCUCAAAUCAUGAGCAACCAUAAACUUUACUGCUUUUGGAAUCGGAUUAGAAUAGUCUCAUCUAAUGUAAUAAGGUACCCCUUGUGUAUAUCUUGUGUUGUUUUCAACUAGAAAAAUUGUGUCCAUCAUGUGUAAUCCAUUCCUCUUUUUACCAACAGACCUUGGUAUUGAAUUAAGUAUACUUCUUAUG